GAGGAGGGCGAGGAGGAGCGGGGAGGCGCGUGGUCCGACGGCGGCGGCCUCGACGGCCGCUGCGGCUCGCUGACGGGGGUGGCCGGCCGGACCGGGAAUGGGCCAGCCUGGUCACCGCGGCCGGCUGCCCCGUGCAUCCUCCGAGCCCUGUGUGCUGGCGCCGUUUUCCUUGCUGCUUCUGCUUGUGGUCGAGGCGGCGAUCCUGCUGCGACCGGGCCAAGCCGCGACGGAGACCACGGAACUGCCCGCAGACAACUCGUCCACCACUCCUUCCACCACGCUUUCCUCGCAGCACGAGGUCGCCGCACCGAGCAAGGCGGCACUCAGCCAGCCGCCCGAGGAAGGCGGCUACAGCUACUGGGUGCGGGGACCCGAGCAGUACGCGUCUCUGUCGGGCGACCUGAGCGUCGAGUACGGGCUGCCCGAGGUGCGCGGCGCCGCCGGCAGCGGCCCCGCGGGCGGCCUCACGGCGCACGUGGCCGAUGCGCGGGACGGCACGGUGCUGGCCAAGACCGACUUGCCCCGCCGGGGUUCCACGGGCCGCGCGGUGUUCGCCUGCGGGCUCGUGCACCGCGCCGGCAGAUACACCUUCGCGCUCGUCGCCGCCGACGGGGAGACCGUGCUGGCACGCUCGACGCGCGACACCCUGGUUCGCUGGCCGGAAGUGGUGACGCACGUGCCCCUCGUGCUGGAGACGUACGGCUCGGACGUGGUGGUGACAUUCGAGCUGCCGGGUCUGCGCUGCGCUCCCCUGCACCAGGACGACUACGGCUUCGUGGUGUCGCUGGUGUACCGGGGCGCGCACCGUGAGCCCGAAUCCUGGUUCCAGGAGUCCCUGGUCGACCAGAAGCCUCUGGCCAGCUGGGCCGAGCUGCGAAGCCACGACGUCACGCUUGACUGCGAGGCCUUCGACAGGGCUGGCUACUACCAGGUGCGCUUAUCGUGCGCCGACGACCCGAAGCUGCCGCUGGUGUCUGAGAGCGUGCCCGUGCGGGUUGUGUGGAGCUCUCGCUACAUGCUCAACGUGGCGCAAGCGGCCAUCUCUAGCUGCCACGACGGCAUCAAUGUCCUCUACCGGUACCCGACUACCUGCAGCAAGGACCGCGACAAGGUACGCGUGUACGGUCUUCCGGGUCCUGCCCGGCUGCCGGUGCACGCGUCUCCCCCCUGGCGCUACCUGUUCGAGCGGAGGCUGCCGCGGGGAAAGCACGCGCUCACUCUGGGGUGCCACCUGUUCCCCGAUGCGUACGCGCACUUCUGCUUCGCCUACGUCAGCGUGGCUCGCAAUGGCGCCGUCUUCGAGCUGCUCAGACAGUGCCGGCCCUGGUCGCUGGAGUCCGGCUCGUCGUCGUCGUCCUCCUGGGGCAACUGGACCGAGUGGGGUCCGUGCUCGGGGUCAUGCGGUCGUGGAAGCCAGAUGCGCUACAGGCUGUGCGGCAGGCUCGAUGGUACCUGCUUCGGCAGCGCCUACGACACCAGGUCCUGCACACUGGACCCCUGUCCAGACACCACACCGUCGGCAGAAAACGCGACCUCGACCACGCCGCUGCCGUCGACCUACUGCAUCUGCGGCUGCACGCUGACGGUGAUCCGGCGUGCCACCGUGCGCUUCUCCAGCUCGACGCCGUGCGUGGACAGCUCCGUGUCCUGGGUGCUCAAGCCGUUCUCGCGGCACAGGCUGGUCUCCGUGAGGUUGAUCAACGUGGAGCUGGACGCCGGCGAGAUAUCGGUGCGCGAUGGCACGUCUCCGCUGGGCGUCCUCCUGGCCGCCGUCCCUUCCGAAGGCGGCACCCAGCCGCUGCUCGAGGCCACCUCCCUGUCGGGGCCAGUCCGCAUCGACUACGUGGCCACCCAGGCCUCGACUAGGAACGCGUCGCACCAGGCGGUGGCCAGCUUCAGCAUUGCCUUCUGGGAAACGAACUCAACCUCAGCCAGUGUGGCUUCGCGGUACCCUCGCCGCUCCGGCCUGGCGCCGUUCCACUCGUCGGUGCACGCGCUGCUGGCCUUCCUGGGCUGCGCCGUGGUGCUGACCGUGUCCCUGCUGGCGGUCGCGUACCGGAGCCGCUGCUGCCUGACGCGGCGGCGGAAGGCGCGCAGCCUGGUCUCGGAAUCGCUGUGCUCGGACGGCGGCGUCGACUCGCGGCCCACGGUGUGCCUCCUGGCCGUGGGCUCGCUCACCUCCAUCUCGGAGAUGUCCGCGGAAGACGACGCGCCGGACGAGAACGAAGCUAUGCCUGUCGCGGGUGCCUUCCCGCUCAAGCAUUCGGGCGAGAGCCCCGAGGAUUACAUGGAGCAGGCGUGCCUGUUUAAAUCGGUCGGCUCCGUGUGCACGGCUUCGGUGUCUUCUACACCGGUGCUCAAGAAGCGGGUGCCAGUGGCCACAGUGUCUCCGCAGCCGCAGAGCCAAACGUGCACGCCGCGGCUUCCUCUCAAGCCGAGGCCGCUCAAGUACCUCAUCGCGGCGAGAGGCGACGGCGCCGAGGACUCGGUCGAGUCCCUGGAGGCCUCGGGGCGAGGCUCGAGCUGCCCCAACCAGCACCGGCGAGCGGCGGCUCCCGGCCUCGUGGACCGCGUUGCGAGCUGCGGUUCGCGCGCGAGGGACGGCGCGGCCGUCGCGCUGGCCGCGUCCCUCUCCGAGCUCAGCACUAGCGGCACCGAGGACGGCUUCGAGCUGGACUAUUACGACUACGGCUGCCACGACGUGCCCGGGUCGUUCUUCAGCGCACAAGUGGGCAGCUGGCCGCCGUUCCUGCCGCUGCCGGCCGAAGACGAGCUGCUGGAGUUGCAGCUGCAGAGCUACACAUUACCCCCGCCGACCGAGACGACCGCCUUGAGCGCGGUGGCUCAGGUGGACGAGUCUGAAGACGAGCAGUGACGGAAUAUAAGGGCGCCUCUGCUCAGCUGGAUGCCGGGUGCAGAAAGUGUUAAGUGUUUCAGACUGAAACGCCGUUUAGGCUGUGACUUUCCCGUCUAGGCUGUGAACUGCCCGAGUUCUGGCAAAUAACGCGAGGUGUUUACGCACAAUUUUGCAGAAUGCUAAUGUGGUCGUAAGUAGGACGCGCUUACACGCGUUUUACGCUGUUAAUGGCGUAUAUGUCUCGGACCAUCCCUCGCUACAAAUAUCGCAGCACACGCUUUCGACGACAUGUUUGUCAACCGUAGCGCCAUCAUGCACUUCGGGUAACCUGGCUGUCGCAAUGUGCGGGUCAGUGCGAUUCACUGGGCGGUCAACAUUGCCAAAUAGAGUGCAUAACGUUCUGCUCCCACCCUACUUCAGUUUUGAGCGUUUACAAGACUGACUACGACUUUGUUGCUAUGAUUGCACUCACCUGUGAUAUUUGGCUAAGAGGUGCGUAUAUGCCAAUCGCAUCGCUUAAAACGGAUUAGCAUUCAAAGUACGAUGCCCGAGUUCACAGCAUUGGUGGCGCAGUAAUCAUUCUUUGUCAUCCUUGCUGCAAACGAUGGUAUAUAUACAUUUCGAAUUAUUUAAGCCGGGCAAGUUAUUCCUUAACGAUUACAGCUGAAAAAAAUCCGCAAGUCCCAACGUCCUCUCUUGAGCGCUUCGGUUACACUUACCGGCUUUGUUGAUGUAGCUGCAAUAGCACCGUCGCCGAUUUCUGCCUGCGUGAUUUUUCCAGCUACGUUAUCAGGCCACGCAAGGUAAUUUUAGCGAAGCGCUACUUUUUUCUUGAACCAUGCGCAGCAGUUCAGGAGCCGAGUUCGCACUUUUCGUUCGUAUAAGUGCUGUUUGCCAUUGUCUGGCCAUUUUCACUGAUAACAUGCCCGAUAUAACGGAUGACUAACUCGAAGAGUUCUAGCGAAGAGUUCUAUCGUAAAAACUUUUUGUGUAAAUACUUGCCCCGUCCCGCAAGUGUGGACAAACGGUGGGUCACCUGUGCACAAGUUCUGAAACAGCGUCGUGAACGAAGGCAUUCUUCAAAAUGUUUGACUUUCGUAUCAUUGCCGCCAUUUUUUGUUCUGUUGUUUUCGUUUGUUGCUCCUUUGCUCCUCAAAGGUCGCUUUGCCUGUUGGCCUUCGUCUUCAAAUACACGUAAAUUGCAGAAAGGCUUUCUCACCCGACAACCAUCGAAGCAAUCUUGAUGAAAAUUAUUGCAUUAAGAAAAGCUUAAUUUUGCCGAAUGUUGUAAGUAGAUUUCUUGUUCGUCCUUAGGACCUUCGAUGUUCUUACAAAAGUUGGGAAGUAAGAAGCGAAGCAUCGAUUUUCUAGCAAUUAAAAUGUUUGCCACAACAUUAUGAACUGCAUCAGUUUAUAUUAUGAGUAAAUUAUAUUGUAUACUAAUAUAUAUAUUUAUUGUACCUCGCUCUGAAAUAAAUCACUAAUCAGGUAGUAGAACACUUGAAGAUGUCACAUAAGCAAUGUAACUUCCUCUAAGCACUAAACUAAUACAUUUAUCCGCAGUAUAUAAACACUCUCAAAUACAGUUUAGAGAAUUUCGGUGCCUGUUUUUAAUAGGAUUUUUUUUUUUUUCACUUCCAGAGUUCUGCCCACUUCCGGCGUUUUCGGUAAGACAGUCGAGGCCCUCAAUCAGAACUGCUUUCAGUGAUCGAUAUUUAUUAGCUUUCUCUCACUUGUAAAAAAUUUUAUUAAAGCUAGUUUAUCGCUUGCCUAGUGAGAUCCCUUCUGCGUUUGACUUGUAUUUGCAUGGGGAACCUUGACUUGACCAGGAGCUAUAGCGCUUCCUUUGAAGAGCAAUCUUUCCUCAUUUGCAUAUCGAGUACCUGACAACAUCGAAUCGCAAGCACAUUUUUCGUCAUUUGCUCUUUUGCGAUAUCACAGUCCCCCUCACGCACACUUUAUUGUCUUGAGCAUGGAGAGAAGCUAAAUUUUCUAAUAAACAUCCUAGGAUUGAUUUUCCUUAGCAUUGUACCGAGGCAACGUAGAAGUGUUGCAAGUGAUCGGCAAUUGGAGCAGCAAAACUGCGAUAAGCGGCGCUGCAGCUCAUGACAUGCUGAUAGCAGGAUACUGGGCCGAUCCAACUCCUUGCACUCGAGGGUAGUUCGGCAGCCGGUUGCGGCUUGGAAAGGUUGGCUGUUGGCCAGCCUACGGAACGGGCCAUGAAAAGAUUAUGAUGUAGACAAUCGCUCGAACGCUGUCGUCUAAGGGUACCCGCCGGCCUCCCCUACACUUCAAACAUGGGAGGAGCCAGCAGCUCUGCAUAUUUGUGCGCAUGUUUGCCCAUUCCUGCACAGCAACGCCGCGUGUCGCCAUUUCGCCACUUGCUUUGCCGGUCACUAGUGCUAAUCUUUUUGUGUUCGGUGCCACUGCACAUUCUUUGUUAUCGUUAUGUUUUACCGAGAGGGCAUUACCGCAGCAGCUUUGACUCUGUUUUUCUGUUCUUUAGCUUACCGCGUGAGAGAAGCACCGUGAAGUCGAAUACUUAUUUGGUGGUAUUCUUGACAUCGUCAGAUUCCGCCAUAUUGUCAAAUUGUAUAAUGACGGCAUUUUAGAGCCAAUCGGAGAAACCGCAGCAGCCAGCUGGGCCAAUCACAGUUGACAAGAUGGCGAACCCGAUAUUAUGGCGGAAUUUGUUAAUGUCCAGAAUAGCGCCAAUUAUCGCAGUGCACCUUGCCAUUGUUGUGGUCCUUUAAUACUCAGUUCGUCAAAUUCUGCGCGCGUAAGUUGUAUGAAUGCGCGGAUCUACAGCGACUAGUCAUUGGCUCCGACGAGGACGGCAUUAUGGUGUCAGUUCUUUCUUCAGGACGAAUGUUUCUUUUUUUUUUGAGUCCUGAUUAUGUCACUUCCUCACAAGCAAGGGCUCUUGUCUUAUGGACCUUGGCGCAGACAAUGAUGAACCAAAUCAUUACGUCAGUACGUAAAGCCUUGCCAGCGUUUGUAAAUAGUUGAUGGCGCUAGUCACUUCUGAAAAUUGUGUUUAAUAAAAAUGUUUUGCUACACGA
This is a messenger RNA of Dermacentor andersoni, 5919 nucleotides long. It is a transcript of the gene gogo, whose product is annotated as thrombospondin-1 like protein golden goal. Gene Ontology annotation, cellular component: cell periphery. NCBI's taxonomy places the organism in Eukaryota, Metazoa, Arthropoda, Arachnida, Ixodida, Ixodidae. The record is from RefSeq and is a predicted model, not a curated record.